AUGGCGACGACGACUCCCUCUUCAGCCCCGGCAGCCGUCAAAGUGCUCGUCACAGGUCCGCCCACCAAGCUCAGCACCUACUUUAGCAAGCUCGCGACGCUGCAAGCCAAGCACUCGUUCGACCUCGUGCUCGCUCUCGACCUCUUCUCCGGCCUCCCAGACGAUGAUCUCGAUCUGGCGCAGUUGAUGGCUGGGGUGAUUGAGGUGCCCAAGGAUGUGCAACUGUAUGCGAUCAGUGGUGGGAAAGGAGCGGUGCCGAACAAGGUCAGGGAGGCCGUCAAGGGAGGCGGUCAGGUGACGGAGAGGCUGAGCUUUCUUGGUUAGUCGGUUGAAGCGGUUUGGCAUCGUGUCGGGUACGGCUGCGGAUUGGGUUCACUGAUCGUACUUGGAGCUGGCCAACAGGAAAGACGGGUGUGUUGACGCUGGCUUCGGGGCUGAGGCUCGCGACGUUCGCUGGCUCGUACGAGCCGGAACUGUUCAAGGCGACCGAGCAGGACCCGGAUGCAGACGUGCGUUAAUUGAGACCGAGCACGGAUAAGAGAUCGUACCAAAUACUGAUAUGCAAAACAACCAUAGCUCGUCGAUCCCUUGUCAGCGGCUCACUUCACCUCGACCGAUCUCGAAUCGUUGCGCUCGUUGCUCAGCCCGGCGCAACGACCCAACUCGUCCCUGCCUCCCAAACCGAUCCCAGCCCCCGACAUCCUCCUCACCACAUCCCUCCCCGCGUCCCUCCCUCUCCUCUCGGCCUUGGCUUUACCCGCGACGGCGAAGGGUCAGCCUUUUUCGUCAGAGUUGGACGAGGUCGUGAGGAUGUCCCGGCCGAGGUACCACUUCAUUGGUGGGACGGGCGUCUUUUGGGAGCGAGAACCUUUCCAGUGGAAUGAUGGGAGUAGGCAGGUGUGCAGGAGUAUCUGCUUAGGAGAGAUGGGUGCCAAGGGGAAGGAGAGGGUCAGUCAGCUUGGGGGCUGGGCUGGCUUGGAAUCUUUCAUUUGCAUCCUGGAACCGACGAGAACUGACACGGCUAGCCGUGCCCUACAGGCCUUCUACGCAUUCUCGAUCGUGCCUGGAGGACCUCCACCGAACCCUCUUCCCACGAGUAUGACCCCCUCACCGUAUUCCCUCGACUCGUCCCAGUCGAAACGAGGCACCAAACGACCGGCCGGAUCGCUCGAUCAGAACAACGGCACCAACGAGUACGGCGUGCCGAAUUACAUUUUCGGUGCUGGAGGCAAGAAUGGGAACAACAAGAGGGGGAGGAAUGGUGCCGACGGUGGGGAGCGAAGACCGCCACCGUGAGUAGUGCCAAGCUCCAAGCAAGGGUGUUCCGGAUGGAGCGACUCGGGAGCUCAUCUACCUGCCACGCAUACAUCUCGCGACUCACAGGGAGCAUUACACGUGCAACAUUUGCGAACAAAAGGGGCAUUGGAUUCAGGACUGCCCUGAAAAGGUCGAACGGGACGCUCAACGGGCUGCCGCGAGGGCCGGCGUGGGAGGAGGCUCGAAGAAGCCGAUCCAGCGUGAGUGCGGUUGUUUUUUUCAGCUCGCUUUGCGGUGAUUCGACAAGCUGAUGGUGGUUCAAAUUUACAGCGGACGAGUGCUGGUUCUGUCUGUCCAACCCGAAAGUGACGAAGCACCUUAUCGCUUCGAUCGGGAGCGAGACGUACUUGACCCUUCCCAAGGGGCAACUGUGUCCUACGGGACCGAAUGGCGAACCGAAUGAGAAGAGUCCUGUUCCUGGCGGGGGACAUGUGUUGAUCAUACCCGUGCGUAAGACUACUUUUGACUUCCGACUUUGCAAUGAGCUCACCUCUUCAACUGGUCCACCCUUCAGAUCGCGCAUUACCCGACCUUACUCUCGGUCCCUGCAGACCAAGCCGUCCCCAUCGUCGCCGAGAUCGAACGUUACAAGUCGGCGCUCAAGACUUGUUAUGCCGCGUUUGGAGCGAGUCCCGUCGCUUUCGAGGUCGGACGCUUAAGUGGCAAGGGAGGGCACGCGCAUAUUCAGGUGAGUAGGAGGCGAUCAAGGUCUUAUGGGCUUUGACUUGCGGCUGAGUAGCUGUCACCUCUCCUCCCUUGGCUUUAGAUUUGCCCGAUCCCGAAUGCCCUCCUCGACAAAGUCGAACAAGUCUUUAUCGACCAAGGCCAAAAACAAAACGUCAUUUUCAAAGAAGCCUCAUCCUCAUCCCUCUCCUCCGAAGGUUUGAAGAAACUCGGCAUCUCGGACAACUACUUCCGCGUCGAUUUACCGAACGGUAAAACGCUCGUGCAUUCGAUCGAACAAGGCGCGAGGUUCGGUUUACAGUUUGGGAGGGAGGCCUUGGCGGUUUUGAUGGAGUUGCCCGAAAGGGCGGAUUGGAAGGCUUGUUCCAAGAAUGAACAACUGGAGAAGAAGGAAUGUAUUGCUUUCAAAAAGGCGUUCAAGAACUUUGAUCCGAUGGAAUGA
Molecule: messenger RNA, 2443 nt
Organism: Microbotryum saponariae
Lineage: Eukaryota; Fungi; Basidiomycota; Microbotryomycetes; Microbotryales; Microbotryaceae
Source: the annotation of a GenBank genome assembly